Messenger RNA from Tachysurus vachellii, 1667 nucleotides. RefSeq names its product vitamin K-dependent protein C-like. Gene Ontology annotation, cellular component: extracellular region. The transcript is spliced from 9 exons. The record is from RefSeq and is a predicted model, not a curated record. Lineage: Eukaryota; Metazoa; Chordata; Actinopteri; Siluriformes; Bagridae. Gene Ontology annotation, molecular function: calcium ion binding; serine-type endopeptidase activity. Bases 196 to 1386 code for a protein of 396 amino acids. Gene Ontology annotation, biological process: proteolysis; blood coagulation.
CAAAUGGGUGCAAAGCACUGAAAUUCUCUGUCCAGGGGUUAGAGGGCAGGAGCCGACUCGCAGUCCACGCAUUAGUCAGUCAUUAACACAAUUUAAACAGAACCUUCAGGAUCCCUGAUCUUUAUUAUUCAGCAUAUCUCGUGCGAGAAAGAAACAAAGACUGGUUUUCUGGGUUUUUGCUCAGAUCUGCUAUCUAUGACCAUGGGGAGGGCGAUUUUUCUUUGCUUUUCAAUGAUUUUCCUCUGGGCUUCUUCUACUGUCUGUACGUCAGUUUUCUACAGCAGUCCAGAGGCUCACAUGCUUCUGCGCUCCAGAAGAGCCAAUUCCAUGCUGGAGGAGCUCAAGGCUCCAUCCUUGGAGCGAGAGUGUAUGGAAGAGCGGUGUGACUUCGAAGAGGCUAAAGAGAUCUACAAGACCAAGGAGGCUACGUUAAGGUUCUGGUCCAUGUAUGAAGAUAGCACACAUACGAACUGCUCGGUGGACAACGGCGACUGUGAUCAUGACUGCCAUGUGAGGAAAGACAAGCUCGGACGCUACUGCAGCUGUAUUUAUGGAUACGCGCUCCAUGAAGAUUUCAAACAGUGCCUUCCAAAAAAUCAGCAGUCUUGUGGACAGAUUCUGAUCGCUAAGUCAUCCUACAGAUCGAAGCCCACUGAGGGUUUACAGCCUUGGCUCGUCGGUGGAGAAGUUGGAAAAAGGGGGGAGAGUCCAUGGCAGGCUCUUAUUUUAAAUUCCAGAGGAAAAUUUCAGUGCGGUGGCGUCUUGAUCGACGAAGUCUGGGUUCUCACUGCCGCUCACUGUCUCGAGGGAUUCAACCGCUUCGCUGUCAGACUGGGUGACUACAAACGUUUCGAGUUCGAAGGAUCUGAGGUCACCAUUCGUGUGGUGAAAACCGUCCCCCAUCCAAAGUACAACAGCCUGAGGGCAGACAACGACAUAGCUCUGCUACGCUUGGAAUCACCUGUAACCUUCAGCACGUACAUCGUCCCUGCGUGUCUGCCGAGUCAAGAUAUGGCCGAGCGUGUGCUCCACCUCAACGGCACAAUAACGGUGGUGACAGGAUGGGGCACGGAUAAAGAAGGGACAAUCCCAUACAGCUCGGAUCUCAAACACAUCAAAGUGCCACUGAUGGAGCAAUCCGAGUGCGCGCAUCACAUGGUCAACAACCUGACGGAGAAUGUGUUGUGCGCCGGCACCAUUGGGAGCAUUAAAGACGCGUGCAGUGGAGACAGCGGCGGCCCGAUGAUGACGCUGUACCGCAACACGUGGUUCCUCAUCGGCCUCGUAUCCUGGGGCGAGGGAUGUGGCCACAUAGACAAACUGGGCAUCUACACCAAAGUCUCCAACUAUAUGGAGUGGAUCAAUAUCGUGAAAAAGCAGCCGUGAUCGAAUCCCAUUGGUCCGGCUCUGACCUUCAUAUCGUUUAAAACAUCGUUCAAACAACCCCUUGGACUUUAAUAUCAAAUCAAUGUCAUCUCUACUGUGCAAUUAAUUAGGAAAGCCAUUUAAAAGUAUCAUGACUAUGAUGAGUUGCACAGAUUACUGGGGAAAUAUAACCUAAUUCUGAUUACAGAUAAAGUGUCUAAAAUUAUUAAACCAGGCUGUGAUUCUUUGUUAGAGAAAACAAAAAGAUUUUUUAAUUUGAUCUAGAUUUUUCCAUUCAAUUU